CAAGAAAAGAAGACUGAAGGUUUGCUACUGAGAUAAAUAUGAAGGGGCUGCAUAAACUGACAGCAUCGGGGCUGGCACUGUUCCUGGCAGCAUCCUUUGUUGUGUUCUCCUGGAGUGCCCCUCAGGCUCAUUUCCAAAGGAGAAACUGGACUCCUCAGGCCAUGCUCUAUUUGAAGGGUGCACAGGGACGUCGGUUCAUCCCAGAGGAGAGCCAGAGGAAGGAUCUGUACGACAGGAUGCAGCUUGAAACACGAAGCCAAAACACAAAGCCUUUACCUCUUUCUGAAGCUGCUGCACUGUUCCUUAGUUCCUUACAGAAAGCAAAAGAAGUUGAAGAAGAAAACAGUGAUCAUCCUGGCUACUUGACAGAUAAUCUAUCAAACUGGUGAAAUAUUUCAAAUUUCUUUAGUAUUUGUAUUGCAUCGACCCUGAAAGCAUAACUUGUGUAAGCAGAGUGUUUCAUCCAUUCUCACUUAAGUUCACAAAAGGUGACAUAUAUUUGCGUUGCAAAAUUCUGAAUGCAAAGGGAUUAAAAGGUACAAGUUGAGAUAAGGGAAUGCAUUUGUAAAGUUCCUGCUUUCCUUAGAUCUUUUUCUAUGUCACACUCAAAAUUUAAAAUACAUGAAAACACACAGAGAAAUGGUUAAAACUGUCUUUUUGGACAACUAAUUCGUUAAAAACAGUUUUUCAGUUGUUAUUAGGAAAUCUUUUGUCACCUUCCACCCAGCUGUAUACUGAAGCUUUUUUAACUUCCAUAAGAACAGAUUCUUUUACCACUUCACUGCUGGCCCUGUAAGCUGCUAGUGGUCAAUAAAUUCAGUGAGACAUUAAAAAAAUCCAGCUAUUUUUUGCUGCAGGUAUCAGUCACCACAGGGAAUAGGCAGCAGCAUCUACUGCCCCAGUUACACACAUGCAGAAAUGUGAAUAAUUCUAUUGAGCAAGUCUCACCACAAGAAGACACUAUGGGGACUUAGAUUAUUAGGGCCUCAUUAAUGACUGCAUAGUUAUUGUGCUUUUUUGUUCUUGCUUUUUGAGUUGCAGAACUGGAAUUGUACAUAACUGUUAAUCAUCAUUCCAUGCUGAUAAGGAUGUAUCUCACAUUAUUCAUGUUGUUUUGUGCUCUUACUGGAAAGCCCUCUGUAGUUCUCAUGGUAAUUAAAAAGUAGCCACAUGAUUUUUGUGUCCAAGCAACUAUGUUUUAUUUGUUCAACCUUUAACCCCAGUCAUGCUCUUCAUCUUUGAACACUGCUUUCCUCCAGUCUUUCUCAAGACACUGAUAAUUAACUUGGUUAACUCACACUAACUAUAAUUCUGCUUCUCAACACAAAGAAAUGCAGCUAAAGGAACAGAGGAAUUCAUUUCUAUCAUGGGGUUAGAGGCACUUUCAGUAAUCGUUUAUAAUCUGUAUCAUUUUAUGGGGAAACAUAACUGGAGGAAUCAAAAUGCCCGAGUUUGUUCAUUUUUAAGCACUAAUAUAUCUUUCAAUAGCAGUGUAUGCUGUGUGACAGAAUACAUUCAUGAUGAACUUCACCUGAAGAUCAAUGGUAUCCACCAAAAUCCUUUCAUUGAUGUAACUGCCCUUUGUUUCAAGCAUAGUUGCACCAUCUCAGAUGCA
This is a messenger RNA of Corapipo altera (White-ruffed manakin), 1615 nucleotides long. RefSeq names its product spexin hormone (gene SPX). The transcript has 6 exons. Gene Ontology annotation, molecular function: neuropeptide hormone activity. Gene Ontology annotation, biological process: positive regulation of gastro-intestinal system smooth muscle contraction. Bases 39 to 389 code for a protein of 116 amino acids. The record is from RefSeq and is a predicted model, not a curated record. Gene Ontology annotation, cellular component: cytoplasm. Lineage: Eukaryota; Metazoa; Chordata; Aves; Passeriformes; Pipridae.